CUGAUCAAAUCUGUUAUUUUUCUACUAAGAAAGCAAAAGCCGUGUCAUACGUGUCAAACGACAUACUAUUCCAACGUCGUCAGCACUGUUAUCGGAGCAUGUAGGCUCUCCUAUUCGAAUCACCACGGUAGAGAGUGGGCGUGAUUGUUCCGGGAAAACAGUUUUUCCUACAUGCAGUGAGUUUUGCUCCCGUUAAUUUAAUUGUGAGUUUGGCCAGUUGGUGUCAUUCUCCCCACCAGCAAACGACGAGUAAGUCCACUGCGGAUAAGUAGCUGCAAUUUGUGAAGAGUUACGGUGGUCGAUAUGGCAGCAAGCCAUGGUGCUGGACUAAUGUUAGACUCCCCCCAGAGGAACACUAUUUCUGUGGAUGUCCCAUCCUGCCUGGUCUACCAAGAGCUGUUGAAUAUAACGAUAGGUGGUAUUGUUAUUGUGCGGCCUCCUGUGUCUGCCACCAUCCCACCGAAUUACCCAGUGACCUUGAAGAUUCAAGCAGAGGGACAUGGCCGUCUGGUUUACCAGUGGUUCACCUUUAAAAAUGGAGAGAUCACUGAAGUUCCAAAUGGGACAGGGGCAAACCUGGUGGUUAGUAUUAAGAAGUCUGGACGCUACGUGUGCCGAGUAGGAGACAAGCACUUCAAAUGUGUAUUUAGCGACUGGAUCAAGGUUGACAUCCUGGACAGUCCUGCCACAGGGCUCCCCUUAAAUUGGGAUGGGACACCCCACAUUGUGGUCCACCCCGAAUCUCAAAAGGUCAAGCCGGGGAAGCAGGUGACCCUAAACUGUGCUGCCUUCGGUAUACCCCCUCCCAAUUACCAGUGGUACCGAAAUGGCUGCAUCCUAGAGGACCGGACCACUAAGGCGCUCCAGAUAGAGAAGGCAAAUGAUGAGCAUGCUGGUUCAUAUCUCUGUUGUGUCACAAAUGUAAAUGGGGAGUCCUGGACAGAAGCGGCUGAAAUAGUAAUUGUGCCUCUUGACCAACCACACGUCUUCCGUACGCCUGCAGCGACAGACAAAGUGGCUCUUCUGAUUGGGAACUUGAAUUACUCCCAUCAUCCCUCCCUCAUGGCUCCGACUAUGGAUGUCUAUGAGCUAGCUCAGCACCUUCGGCAGCUGGAGUUCAGGGUGGUGUCUCUGCUGGACCUCUCCAAGGAGGAAAUGAAUGCUGCCAUCGAGAAGUUCCUGCAGCUACUGGACAAGGGAGUGUAUGGCCUGUUCUACUAUGCUGGUCAUGGGUACGAACAGUCGGGCAGGAACUACAUGGUGCCCAUCGACGCGCCACGCCCCUACAACACGGGGAACUGUGUGUGUGUGCAGCGGGUGAUGAAGAAGAUGCAGGAACGCCACACGGCCCUCAACGUCAUCCUGCUGGACACCUGCCGCAAGUGGUAUGGAAUGGACAAGAGACAGAAUCUUAAUGUUUCCGAAAUAAUGCCAUUGGCACCACUGGGCAACACAGUAUACGGAUAUGCAACGUCUGAAGACGCCGAGGCAUAUGAGAUGCAGGACGCCAGAGGCAAGAGCACAGGAAUCUUCACCAAAUAUUUGAACAGGCACAUCUUGCAGCCGGAGAAAGUCACUCACGUUUUGGAGCAGGUCUCUGAAGAUCUGGGCAAAGACCCGCUGGUGGCGGGCAAGCAGGUGUGUGAGAUUAAGCACACGCUGAAGGAGCCGAGGGCACUCACGGACCCCGUCAGGACGGCCGGACACACCUGUGAGGUUCGCGUGAGGGACAGCUGCUGGAGGAGGGCCAAUGUUUUGCCCAAGCGGGAGCUUCUGGUUUUCCCCAGUGGUGUCAAGGUGGAGAUCAGUUUCUCAGCGUUGUUCUCAAACGUCCUGGUCGUCUUUGCCACUGUAAAGGACACUGGUCCCAAGGCCCAGGACUGUUCUGUCAGCCUGAAGAGCACGCCGAGACUUGAAGACAUUUUCUCUGGACCAGGUCGGUCAGAGGAGAUGGAUUCUCUUUUGAUGAGCCAGGCUGAUAAGGCUGACUCCAGCCUCCGGCUUUGCAGUCUUCAGAGACUUCAGACAUCCUUGGAGAUCAAGGUGAACUUGCACUACACUGACGUCGACAGCAGACGGAGACUCACGGAGAGCAGAUCGUUGGACGUGGGGAAGCCUUUGGCUGCGGCCUGUUCGCUGAACCCCGCAAAGCCCCCAGGGGCCUCCGGGGUCCAACAGGCCCCCCAGUCUUACGGCAACAGGCCUUGGCACCAGGAAGCAAGGCUUUCGCCGCGACCACACACACGCAAGGCGGAGAACCUGGUGGACAGCAGAACGUGGUUUCCGUCCGCCAGCGGCAACCAGCCAGAAGAGAAUGAUGAAAGUGACCUCUAGAAUUUUCUCUCUUAAUAUUCCUGUCUUUCCUGUGUUGUAAUAUUCAUGUGUUUGCUUGGUAACACUUUAUAGGGAAGAAAUCUUGAAAAGCUGUACAUGCCACUUGAGUCAAUGGUGCUUUAAUAAUGCUUUAUUAAUCAAGGACUUGAUGUCACAAUGAAGCCUUCAGUAAGGAAACAAAGGAAGUGCGUUUCCUUUCUCAAUGUUGUGAUUAAAUGGCAGAAGCUAGAUCUUAUAAGGUGUGAUUUAAAAGCAAUUGUUAUUUUGGUUUUGUAGGCUUGCUUAAGUACUGCUCAAAGUGGAAAAUUAGUUCUCAGUUUAAAUGUUAUUUAUUUCUUUUUAGAAGCAUUGAUCAACUGUACAAAUUGUAUUUUGUCUGACACAGUAAAACAAACCAACUUAUUUGUUCACUGUCACGACUGAAUGUUGUUUCUUGGCUCUGUAUUUGAGCUUUAAUAAAACAAAACAAAAGUCA
Messenger RNA from Clupea harengus (Atlantic herring), 2809 nucleotides. RefSeq names its product MALT paracaspase 3 (gene malt3). Gene Ontology annotation, molecular function: cysteine-type endopeptidase activity. The record is from RefSeq and is a predicted model, not a curated record. Gene Ontology annotation, biological process: proteolysis. Lineage: Eukaryota; Metazoa; Chordata; Actinopteri; Clupeiformes; Clupeidae.